Messenger RNA from Closterium sp. NIES-67, 2154 nucleotides. The record is from the annotation of a GenBank genome assembly. NCBI's taxonomy places the organism in Eukaryota, Viridiplantae, Streptophyta, Zygnematophyceae, Desmidiales, Closteriaceae.
CCUUGUUUCCGUCCCUUGGGAACUCCAUACAUGUUUGCCUCACUGUUUUCUUUCCGUGCCUUGGGGGUAGUUUCUAGUAUCACCAGGAUUUGUAUUAGAGCCUAGUGCCGCUCAUACGGGCAAUGCUGCCACGGCUGCAUGUUUAGCAAGAUUCCCUGGGUUUGAAAUAGGCGUGUCCUGAUGUGACCGUUACUUCAGGCAGAUUAACAUUGCGAAGACGUUGUGAUAGCGCCUCGGUUACAACUCUUUCUAAAGCGCGUGCUAAGGCAUCGAGCGUUCAUGAUACUUGUUUUUCGCGCUUAGAAUCUGUUUCCAUGCUUAACGAGCCUGCCGAUUCCGUUCCAGCUGCUGCGAUGAGUCCAGUCUACGCCAAUGGCUCGAAGCUGUUCAACGAUCCCAUUCACGGCCAUAUCACGGUUGACAAGACGUGCCUCAGCUUCAUAGACACGUGCGAGUUUCAGCGACUCAGGCACAUCCGCCAGCUAGGCGUGUGCAACUACGUGUACCCGUCAGCCAAUCACACGAGACUGGAGCACUCCAUCGGGACAUCGCACCUGGCCAAUCAGGUGGUGGAAUCGCUGAGGCGGCAUCAGCCGGAGCUGAGAAUCAACGAUGAUGACGUCAUGGCGGUUACUCUGGCUGGGCUGUGCCAUGACAUGGGGCAUGGAUGCUUCAGCCACAUGCUCGAUAGAGCCAUCUUCUCCCGCUUCUGCCCUGGAUCCGACUGGAGUCACGAGCGGCGGUCAGUGGAGCUGGUGGACAGAGUAAUCGACAACAACAGCAUAGACAUCGAACCUGACACCAUUGCCACCAUCAAGAGCCUCAUUCUACCUGACAAGUCCAAGAGGCGACGGGAUUACAAGGAGAAGGAGUUUCUGUGGGACAUUGUGGCCAACGCACGCACGGGGAUAGACGUGGACAAGUUCGACUACUUGGCUCGCGACAGCUACUUCUGCAACGUCAAGUCGUGCUUCGACCACAAGAGAAUAAUUCAGAUGCUGCGGGUGAUAGACGAUGAGAUCUGCUUCAAAUAUAGAGAGUUGGAGACUGUGAAUGAUAUGUUUGCGCUGAGGGCCAAGAUGUACCGCAACGUGUACACACACAAGACAGUCAAGGCGGUCGAAGCCAUGAUUCUAGAGGCGCUCGCUCAGGCCAACCACGUGUACCGAUUCGGGGAGAUAGCGCAGAGCCAAGAUCUCGACAGAUUCUGCCAGCUGGACGACACGAUCCUGAGGGAGAUCCUGCGGUCCCGCGACCCCAGCCUGGCCAAGUCGCAGGAGAUUUUAAGGCAGCUCGAGCGGCGGCAGCUGUACCAGUACAUGAACGAGUUCGUGGUGCCCGUGGACGCGCUGCACCAUUUCAAGAAGCUCACAGUGGACGAGCUGCUGAGGCAUGGCGAGGGGUCAUACCUCAGGGAGCAUGGUGAUCAAGUGAUAGUGGACAACAUUAAGAUCGACUAUGGGCAAGACACAGACAACCCCCUCGACAAGUGAGUGCCGCUAGAAUUACCCAGGAGCACAGGGAGCAGAUUGAUCCUCAGAAGAAACUAUCCAAGUUCAAAAUCCCAUGUCAUCGCAUGAGCACAAUGAUGCCGCAGAAUUACAAGGACAUGACUGUUCGGGUGUACAUCCGCACAAGAGAUCAACGCCUUGAGGAUGAAGUGAAGGAGGCGUUCGUCAACUACCAGAUGAAGACAUUUGGCCGCGAAGUCAUGCGCACACCAAGCCGUAAGCGCAUGCGCAGGAACCCGGAAAACGGAAACGGGAUACCCAAUGGGGGUGGAACUGUAACGGAGGAGUUUACAGGUGAUGAUGACGACGUGGUCUGCUCACAAACGGCAAGGAAGCUGAUGUAAUGUGACCUGGUGGUGGAGCAAUGUAUCCCCCGAUGGCGCCUGCUUGUCAGGCUAGGAUUUCAUGUUCCCUCAUAGCUGUUCAUCCACCUCUUGUGGUUUACAAAAGAUGUUCGAUUACAGGAGGGGGCAGUCACCAACCUGAGUCAUCAGUGAGUUCUCACCUAUUAUCAUACAAUGGCUUAGUUCGCUUCAACGCCAGCUAUAUGCAGUACAUCUGCCAACAUAUUGCCACGUUUCCAACAGCGCUGAGAAAUCGCACUGAUAGGCCUGGCAAAGGCCGUGCAUUAUGGAUCUCCAGC